CAAAGUCCCCAACACAACAACCCAUCUUCCACUCUCUAGUCUGUGUCUGUCUAUCCUAUUAUUAUUCCUAUCCAGAUUUGAGAUUUCUACUCUACUCUUUUCUGAGAGAACAAAGAUAGUCUUUUUGAGGCAUUUCUUUCUGUAACUUUUUUACUAAACUAUCAGUCAGCCCUUAUGGCCUCUACAGUCUCAAUGCAACUGGUGCACUGUCAUGCCACUCUUCCUUCUCUUUUUCAGGGUAGUCAUGGACCAAAUGUGAAUAAUGUGCAUAUGCCACAUGUUGUAUGCGGCUCUACAAGUUUGCACUCAGGCUACUCCCAAGCUCCACGUCUAUGCUACCCUGCAACUGCAAGAGCAUUGACUUCAAAAUCUCACUCUGCCUCUAGUGUUUCUGUCAUACAACUUUCAAGAGCACCUUCAAUUAAGUACAAAAGAAUGGUGUGCUACUCAAUGGCAACUGAACUAGAGCUGCAAGCGAAAGUGACAACCAAGGUCUUCUUUGACGUAGACAUUGGGGGUGAACCUGUAGGUAGAAUUGUAAUGGGCCUAUUUGGAGACGUUGUUCCAAAAACUGUUGAGAAUUUUCGAGCCUUGUGCACAGGAGAGAAAGGCUAUGGCUACAAAGGAUGUUCCUUUCACCGUAUUAUUAAAGAUUUCAUGAUCCAGGGAGGGGACUUCACUGAAGGAGAUGGAACUGGAGGAAUCAGCAUCUAUGGUUCUAAAUUUGAAGAUGAGAGCUUUGCAUUGAAGCAUGUAGGGCCUGGAGUUUUGAGCAUGGCUAAUGCAGGACCUGAUACCAAUGGGAGCCAAUUUUUCAUUUGCACAGUCAAGACUCCUUGGUUGGACAAUCGCCAUGUUGUGUUUGGAAAUGUUAUUGAUGGACUGGAUGUUGUGAGAAAACUGGAAUCCCAGGAGACAAGCAGGUCAGAUAGUCCUCGCUUGCCAUGCAGAAUCAUCAAUUGUGGAGAGCUACCUGUAGGUGCCUGAUUUAUCUGCUGAUGCACGAUGUCCUAAUUAUCACUUUUUGUGACUGUGCAAUUGAUUUAGCAAAAAAUACUAUGUGUGAGAUAUUAUUAAUGUUAGCUGAGGAAAUUUCGGAUGAUUUUAUAUAAGCUAGCAGUAGAGGAGCGUGUAUUAUGAGUAGGGUGGAUCCAAAUUUCAAAUGCAAGGAUUUGGCAUGUGUUGUGGUCAACUAAAUUGUUUCACUUACAUGAAUUCAUAGGCAGUUCACAUACCA
Messenger RNA from Quercus lobata, 1237 nucleotides. It is a transcript of the gene ROC4, whose product is annotated as rotamase CYP 4. Gene Ontology annotation, biological process: protein folding; protein peptidyl-prolyl isomerization. Gene Ontology annotation, cellular component: cytoplasm. The transcript has 7 exons. Lineage: Eukaryota; Viridiplantae; Streptophyta; Magnoliopsida; Fagales; Fagaceae. Gene Ontology annotation, molecular function: cyclosporin A binding; peptidyl-prolyl cis-trans isomerase activity. The record is from RefSeq and is a predicted model, not a curated record. The coding region runs from base 175 to 987 and encodes 270 amino acids.